UGCCCUAACUUAUGAUCUUGCCCUAAAAGGUUUUGCCCAAUGGCAUUGUUGGCGCUUUCCUCUUCUUGCGUCUUGGCGCGCGCUUCCUUGCGAGCGCCUAGGGCAAGAGCGAUCGAUGUAGAGUCUGUUCUUGCGAUCGAUGUGGGAACGGGAGGGACCAAGGCGUGCAUUGUCUCGUCGGAUGGGGAUAUUCUCGCCUCCGGCUUCGCGGCGCAUCCAGCUCCCGCUCAAUCGGCUAUGGGAGGUUCUUGCAGCAUGGAACAAGAUCCGGAGCUCUGGUGGCUCGCCACGAUUCAGGCCGUCCAGUCCUGCGUGAAAAAAUCUCGGGAUGACGGUGCCGAUUCUAGCUGCGUUCGCGGAAUCUCUGUCACCGGGCAAAUGCAGGACAUUGUGAUCCUUCCAAAGGCUGGUUGUGCUAAUAAGCAAAGAGCGAUACUUUACUCCGACACUAGGGCCGCUAAAGAAGUGAUCGAGAUUGCCGAGCUAGUUGGUGGACCAUCUCUUUUGGCUGCAAUGACUGGAAAUUUUCAAGGUGCGUCCAGUGUUCUGGCAAAGCUUCGUUGGAUUGAUAAGCACAUGGAAGGCAGCGCUUCUUUUUGCGAUCAUCUUCUACUGGGAGGGCACGACUUUGUUACCUGGAAGCUGUGUGGUUCUCUUGUCACUGACGUAACUACGGCUUCAACAACAGGACUAAUCGACCCUUCACUGCAGUAUGCUGACAAACUGAUUGAAAGGGCAGGCCUUCACCACUGGAUAGAAAAGUUUCCAAAAAUCUUCCCUCCGGACGUUCCAUGUGAUCAACCAGGGAAGGUGACGACGAAAGCAUCAGACGAACUUGGUUUUCCAGAACUACGAGCUCUUCCGGUGCUACACUCUUGUGGAGACGCUGGAGCGUGCACACUGGGAGCUGGAGCAUCAAGUCCAGGUUCGUCUUAUGUGUACCUUGGGACGUCGGGGUGGGUCGCAGGAUCUUUUCCAGUUGAAGAAAAUGAUGGAAAAUUCGUCCCGGGGGUGUUUACUUUGGGCCAUCCCGAUUCUUCACUGGUGUUCAAAACAGGAUCCAUCAUGACUGCUGGGGGAAAUCUAGCUUGGGCAGCAGAAAAAUUAACGGAAGGCAACUCAUACGACGAAAUCAACAAGCUAGUUGCAACAGCGUCGGUGGGAUGCGGUGGAUUACUGUACCUUCCUUUCCUAAAUGGAGAGCGGUGUCCUAUGGACAGUCCGACUUACAGAGCCGCAUUUCUUGGAAUCUCGGAAACUACUAGUCGUGCCGAUAUGCUUCGUGCAGUGAUGGAAGGGGUCGCGUUCGCUCUUCUUUCUGCUAAGAAAGCUAUGACCGACAAAGCAUCAAAUGAAUCAGCAGCACCAUUACGUCUAGUUGGUGGGGGCGCCAGGUCUGCUACGUGGCCAGGAAUCAUCGCUGGAGUUUUCGGUCAGACUGUAGAAGUUCUCAGCGAUCCACAGGAUGUUGGUGUUAAAGGGGCAGCUACUUUGGCUGGGAAAUAUUUUGGUUGGCAUUCCUGCCUUUCCCCUCCUGGAAAUUGGCUGAAAUAUGAGGAUUUAUAUGAACCUUCACGGUCUGAUGUUGAAGCAUAUCAAGAACUGUAUCUAACAUAUUGUAAAACAUGUAAUUGUUUGGAGGGUGUUUUUAACAGAUUAUCCCACUUUAGGGAUUGACUCUCAAA
Molecule: messenger RNA, 1685 nt
Organism: Selaginella moellendorffii
Lineage: Eukaryota; Viridiplantae; Streptophyta; Lycopodiopsida; Selaginellales; Selaginellaceae
Product: xylulose kinase
Exons: 18
Coding region: 40-1677 (545 amino acids)
Biological process (GO): carbohydrate metabolic process
Molecular function (GO): phosphotransferase activity, alcohol group as acceptor; kinase activity
Source: RefSeq, a predicted model, not a curated record